This is a messenger RNA of Exophiala xenobiotica, 1576 nucleotides long. RefSeq lists its product as uncharacterized. The record is from RefSeq and is a predicted model, not a curated record. Lineage: Eukaryota; Fungi; Ascomycota; Eurotiomycetes; Chaetothyriales; Herpotrichiellaceae. The transcript has a single exon. The coding region runs from base 300 to 1373 and encodes 357 amino acids.
CUUCGUCUUUCCAAUAUGUCAGGGGUGAUCGUCUUUGCAUGUGCUGUGAGAUGCGAAAGCUUUGUUGAGGCGUCCCAGACGUCUCUCAAUACUUUUGUAUCUUUCAGCUUGGUUUAGCAGCGUCGUACCAUUCUCCUCAUCUGGAGCUGCAUAUUUCAUCCGAACGUUGAGACUAUUAUAGUCUGCAGCUUUCUCACCCCAACGCCAUCACUUCUAGCUUGUCAUUCUCUUUCUGUCGGUUUCGGCAGCUUCCACAGGCAAAGCGCUCCGAGAACUUCCCACCCUGAGAUCUUCCAAAGAUGACGUGGAAUACUCUCUUGAAGGCUCUUACGACCUUUCUUUUCUUGUCUGUGUCUGUCGCAGCAGCCGGCGAUGCUUCCAAGGCUAUGGCAGACGGAGCCAUUGACCAGGCUAAGGUCCAGCAGUACAAGGCGCUCUUUGACAAGGAGCAGCACGACGACACUUCCAGUACAACUGGCAACAUACCAACGAAGACAUUCGAUUCGAGCGUAUUCGAAAGUCCCUUUAGAUGGACCGACAUCAUACAUGGAGCUUGGUCGAUGACCACCUGUGACCCUUCAUGCGCCGCCUGUCCAAAAGGUUGCAACCUUGCUUGUUGUGCGAGACGCCCGUUGCCGGACUUCCCACCACCGAUUGCUGAGCCUCCUUCACCGCCAACGUCGAGGAAGCCGCAUCCGACUAGCCAUUCUGCACCAAAUCAGUCGCCUCUCUCCUGUCCCUGUCGCUGUAGCCCUGACUGUCCGCCGAGCAUUCAAGCAGUCUGCUGCGCGACAGGUGAGGCGAAAGAUGGUGUGGACCUCGGCGACGAUCAUCAAGAUUCAUGGUUCAAACCGCUCGUUUGCCCGUGUCAUUGCGAAGCGAGCUGCCCAACGUGGAUCCAAGCGAUAUGCUGCGACACGCCGGGUUCGGGACUGGCCAAGGGCACUCCAGACGAGCCGCGCGAUAAUCUGGGCUUGGUCAUGCAGAAUGCAGCUGGCGAUCCUGUCUCGGUCCUGGCUGCUGUCAAUAUCACCGUCGAGCAGAGUUUCAUCACCAUGGACUUGGUGCGCGGGCUCGAACGGACCAGCGAGAUGGCGCGUGAUGAAAGCCGGGAUGUCUUCCAGAUCGUGCUGGACGUGAUCGUGGGUCCGGGGGAUCCGGAUCAGAAGAUCGCGAUCAAGCAAAGCUUCCAAGUCGUCGACGGCUCGGGGCUGUGGGAGCAGGAGCAGGUCUUGCUGGGGCUUGGUUUCAUGGCGAGAGUGGACGGACUGAGUAUCAAGAAGGAGUAUCUGGCGGGUCUUGAGGAGGGUCUGCCCAUCGUGUCGGGAACGAAGAAUACGGGCAGUAAAGAGGAUCGGCAUGAUGAACUGUGAAGUGCUACUCAGUACGCUUGAAUUGGCAUGCCACAGGAUCAGGACUGAGGCCUAUGAGCAAAUAGUUUGAUUUCAGGAAGCUUAGACGGGGGCAUAUUUCUUUGUACAAGUGGAUGCCGUAGCUCGGAGGCGGCGCGGUCGAAGGUGUAUGUAACCAUGUCUCUUAACUUUAGUGCAUUAUUACUAAACGUAGUGAUACCCUC